Molecule: messenger RNA, 5295 nt
Organism: Lobosporangium transversale
Lineage: Eukaryota; Fungi; Mortierellomycota; Mortierellomycetes; Mortierellales; Mortierellaceae
Product: YT521-B-like domain-domain-containing protein
Exons: 7
Coding region: 202-5223 (1673 amino acids)
Biological process (GO): mRNA splicing, via spliceosome; regulation of alternative mRNA splicing, via spliceosome
Cellular component (GO): nucleoplasm
Molecular function (GO): N6-methyladenosine-containing RNA reader activity; mRNA binding
Source: RefSeq, a predicted model, not a curated record
UUUUUUCUCCUGCGCUUGCUGCACCUGCCCACAUUUGUUCAUGUACCCUUCUCUCUGCCCUACCACAACAGCAUUACGCCCCUAGUCCUUCGAAGUCCGGCCACCUUGGUGUUUAUCCACAAACACAAAUCAUAUUAAUCUGUGUCACACACUUUCCCGACUCCCAGCUCCAAAGCCUUUUUUGUUCCCUUUCACUAAGCUAUGAUCCCAUAUUUUCCUGCUGUAUACAUCGGACCCAAUGGCGAGCAGUUCCCGGGAUAUGCCUCUCCGCAAAUGGGUCUACCUUAUGAACAACAACAACAACAAUACCAUCAUUCACAGCAGCAUCCUCACUCUCACUCACGUCAACAGCACCCUAGGUCAUCUAUACCUUCACACCAGCAUCCACACCAUCCUCAUCCUCCGCAGUAUCCUAGCCAUCAGCAUCACCACCCCCGUCCACAGCAACAGCAUCCACACUCUCAUCACACUCAAGGACAAGGCCAAGUCCCUAUCCACGGACCUACUAGUACACCACUUUCAUUUUCUGGGACAGCAGCACCCAAACCAACUCACUUAUCUGAACAGUCCACAUCUAUGGUAAUCGCCACCCCUGAUAUGCAGCAAUUUGAGUCCUCGGUCCGGAUGGAAAGUAUCGGCUCCCCUAAUCUAUCUGGAUCUUCCUCCGGUGACAAGAGUGACCAGGAAGGAGUGCCAGAAAAAAAUCAUGGUCUGGCGCCACCGACGACCAAAAAAUCGACAGCAUCCUCAAAUCGCACAGGACCUCAUCAGACGUCACAACGCCCAAAUCGAUUGCCCAACAAUAGCUUAAACUCAAGAUCCCAGAGUACAGCUGUUUCUACCACAACAACAAGCCCAAUCACAACCACAUCAACAGUAAAAGGGAUGUCGUCCACUGACAGUUCUUCAAUGGUCCCAGAUACGGGUUCAGAUGCUGAUUCUCAAUCCAUAAAUAAUGUCAGCCAUGCAUCUGAGAGGAAACAUAGAGAAGAAAGAAACAGCAACGGUACUGAGCAAAAAGAACAGGAAAGAAAACAGAUCAAAGAUGACGGCCAUAACAAGGAUAACGCAGAUGAUGGACCCAACACAACAAUAUUGCCUGAACCACAUUGGUCACCUUCCGUAUCAUCUUCCACGACCUCACAGCAACAGCAACAACAGCAACAACAACAGCCGUUUAUGCCAUAUCAUUCUCCUUACCCUGGUCUACCUCAAAGUAGUUCACAUUCAAAUACUAGCCCCUUCGUAUCUCCCUAUCCUCAUCGAUCCAACCCAACGCCUCCAUACUAUCCUGCUCGACAGAUGCCAGGUCAAUCCAAACCAUACUCUGGACAACAAGGGCAGGGACCUGGUGGUGUGCAUGGCCCCAUGCCGCUAAUACCAGGACCUGGACAUCCUAGCGAGUAUGGCAUACAUGGCCCUCCUUUCUAUGGUCCCAGUCUCACCCCAAUGGUUCCUUCAGCACCUGGGCCUCGUCGUCCCAUGGUAUAUCCUAGCCAAGGCACACAUCCUCCAGGGUCAAAUCCAGUCUCAGUCUCUGGGGGAGCUAAUGGGAGCAAUGCCAUUGGUACUUCAAGUACAGGAGCUGGACCUGUAGCAGGACCUGUAGCAGGACCUGGACAGUCGUACUCUGGCCCUGGGGGGUUUAAUAAGCCACCUUACCCAGGCCAUGGAUUCCCUCCACCCGAUUAUUCACAGCACCCAGGCGGUGGAGGAGGCGGAGGGCCCGGAGCAGGGUACUAUAUGACAGCGGAAGGGUGGCGACCGAUCUCUGCUAACAAUGCUGGACCCGCAUUACAAAAGAAACCUAAAGAGCUAGAUAAAGCCAUGUGGGUAGGCAAUGUACUAAACGACACCACAGUGGAAGAACUGGAAGCUAUCUUUCAAGCUGAGCCCUCGGAAGCAGAAGGCGACAUUCAGCAUGAUAUCCCAGAAAGUAUAUUCAUCCUCCCCAAGUCCAACUGUGCAUUUGUGAACUACUCGAGCCAUGAAGCUGUUGAUCGAGCGGUACGUCGGUUCCAUGAUCGAGAAUUCAAAAACACGCGAUUAGUCUGUAGGCCACGCAAGGAUCCUGCUUCGUCUGAAUCGGGAUCGAAUCGAUUUCAGCAACACCAACAACAUAUUCAUCAGUCAAGGCAUUACCCACAUCAUCCACAUCUACCACAUACGCCCUAUCUGCCGGAUAAUGGCAUGGUGUACUAUAGUCCUGAUCCCCAAGUGAUGUUUGCGCAACAUAUGGAUAGCAAACCUCUUGAUGAUAGCAAUGCACCUUCACUCUCCGUUCCUCGUCACUACAACCGCCAACAACAUCCUCAUCCUCACCAGCCUCAUCGUAACGCGUUGGAGAACCAAGCAAGGAUUGAACGAGCACAUGUGGGUAGAAGCUCCAUGUCUGACAGUAACUCCGGCGUUGGCAUUGAUAUUAUAGACAUGUCUAUUACUGAGAGAGAAUUAUCACCAACUACCAACAAGCCUGGUAGUAAUAGUAGCUCCAAAAAAGCACGCUCGCCAUCAGCAUCCAAGGAUUAUGCAGAAGCACGGUACUUUAUCCUCAAGAGCCUCAAUGAAGAAGAUCUAAAGCUCAGUGUACAAUAUGGUCUCUGGGCGACACAGGAACAUCUCGUACCAAUUUUGAAUGAGGCAUUUGCUAACACGAAAAACGUGUACCUUGUGUUCAGUGCGAACAGGAGCGGUGAAUUUUUUGGCUAUGCUCGGAUGAUGGACUCCAUAUCGAUUGAAAAGGAAGCUUCUCUCUUGUCCUUGCCUGGAGAAAUAUGGAAGCCUGUCUUUGAUCAACCCUUGUCACCUGAGAUGAAAGCUGCAAUGCUCGAUGAGAUUGAGCAAGCAGAGAAAGAAGGGCGCAAGAUUACAAAUGAGGAGGCGGAGGCCAUUGCACGGGCCUCUACAACUACUAAAUCUUGGGGGAUACGGUUUCCUAUUCACUGGAUCCAAGUUCAUAGAGUUCCUUUUACAAAAACAGCGCACAUGCUCAACCCUUUGUAUGAAAACCGUGAGAUCAAAGUAUCCAAGGACGGAACGGAGGUGGCGGCAUCAGUUGGUGAGCAACUCAUUAAAUUGUUUCAGAAGCCUAGCACUAGCAAUGAAAGGAAUAGUAACGACAACACGACUACAACCUCAACCGCAGCUACCACCGGUAAUAUCACCGCUUCUAGUAUUAGUAACAGCACGAAUAGCGGUCGGCAUCGUGGAAGGAGUGGAAGAAAUGGCGCCGGUAGUAGACCAAAUUCUGAAGCUGGAGGAAGUCGGCGGUCAAGUGUUGCUGGAGACUCAGCUUCCUCUACAUUAGCGCCCCUACAGUCUCAACGAAGUGCAUCAUCAAGACGGUCAAGUAUUAUGAGCACAAGAUCAGCUGGGUCGGGAGGCGGUGAUAGAAGAGGAUCCUUGGAUCCGUCUCGAACACAAGGAAGCACUAGUGGAGGUAGCUGGUGCAAUAAGAACAUGGGGUCGCCACUGCAUGCGUCGAACAGAACACAAUCCGGAGGCGAUGGAAGCUACCCCUACUCAGCCGGCUAUCGUUCAUCAUCACGCCAUGGAGGUCAUUACGGAUCGCACAGUAGCCACAGCUCUAACACGUCUCAGGGGCCCUAUUCAUCGGAUCAUUGUCCUGAUCAGCAACGAACAGGUGGCUGGGGGCCUGGAAAACACAACUACCGCAGUGGAGGCCCUGGAGGAUAUGGAGGGCAUGGAUCGAUGCAUCCAAGCACUUAUUACCAUCAGGAACGUAAAGGUGGUCAUGGACCACAAAGUGGUGGUAAAUAUGGAGGGCGCUAUCAUCCUACAUCGCAAAAUCAUGGCAGUAGUGGAAAUCCUAAUGGAGGAUAUGAUCAACAUCAGCCACCAUUUCAUUCCUCUCACGCGCCACGGCGUAGUCAUCAUCAACAACCACAGCAACAGCAGCACAGCUACUCAAACUCCUUUAGACCAUCGUCGUCGUCGUCGUCUCUAACAUCUCCUGGUGCAGAACAAGGAUAUAGCAAUAGGCAUGGUUCAAAUGGAGGAGGCAACAACACAUCACCUGCAGGACCCGCGUCGCCAGGAAAUAAUAUUAAUUCUACCCAGCAGCAACAAGAGUACCCAGGCGGAUCAAGGAGAGGAAAGAGCCCCCACUCCCAGGGAGUUCAGGCUCCAGGAGGGAAUGUCCACAUAAUUCCUCAGCACAGCUCCAAUAUGUACACAGGACAACCAGGUCUGCCGCCGCCUCCAGGCGCAGGAUAUCACGUACCAUUCCCUCCUCACGGAUAUCCAGUGAUGCCCCGAUAUAUGGGAUACCCAUAUGUGCCUGGCCCCGGCCCAUUUGUUCAUGGCCCCAUGGCCUGGCAUCCGGGUCACCAUCUAGGACAUAGUGGAGCGCCUAUGCCAGCAGCUGGGAUGAUCCCUGGCCCACACCCCACAGCCAUUUCUCCUGGCAUACCCCCCGGUGAAGUACAUGGAAUAGGGAUGGCACAUGGGAUGGAAGGAAUGGUACCGUUGAUCGGAUUUGAUGGCCUGGCCUACGGGUAUAUCCAAGCAGAAGACAUCUACCCUCAGCCGAUGUUUGGAUACGGGUACGUCCCACAUGAUCCCCAUACACACGAAAUAGUUGAAGUAGAAGACAUGGCUGAAAGUGAUGACGGCAUUGUCCCAGAUGAAGGACAGUCCAAACAAGAAGAGCAAGGAACAAAAGAUCCCGAUGAGGACGGAUCUAGUGAACGUGCAGUUGAAUCAUCCAAGUUGGAGGAGAGCCUUCAAGCUAACAGCUCUAAUACGCCCACGCUGGCCUUAAGCGCGAAUACGGAUACAACGACGAUGACUAUUUUUACUGAAGCUGAGGUUGAGGUAGAGACAGAGAUUGUAGGGGAUGAGUCAAUAGCCAGGCAAAACCAUCGGUCACCCCGAUCUGUUUCUUCAUCCGCGCUCUCAUCCACCUCUACAUUGGCACCACCGCCAGGAAAUUCUGGAAACCACAGACGACAUGACAAUGACAAUGACAAUGACAAUGACAAUGACAAUGAGGAUAGCGAUGAUAAGGACAGCGAAAAUGAUAAUGGUGGUGAAGGUGGUGAAAAUGAGAAUAAAGAUAAGAAGGCUGAGAAGAAUGGCAUGAAGUCCAAGAUAGUUGAGAAGGAAACAUUUGUAUUUGGACAGGUAACCGUAAGCGCAGUAGAUGAGAAACGUUCAGGACAUGGACAGGAGAUGCCGUUUGUGGGAGUCGCUAGUGAAUAGGAUAGCAAAGAAUUCCUUGCACAUUAAUUAAAAUAUAUAUAUACAUGUAUAUUUUUAUAAAGAAGCCCGACC